ACAAACUACAUUUCCAUAUCUGUUUUGUUCAGCAGCAGAUUGCCAAAUGGCAUUGAGCACCCAAAGAGACUCUGCCUUUCUUCCUUCAACUCAUCAGUCUGCUCCUCAACCGAACCACGAUGUGUUUUUGAGUUUCAGGGGUGAGGACACUCGACUUAGCUUUGUAUCCCAUUUAUACCACGAAUUGCAGCUCAGGGGCAUUAAAACAUUCAAGGAUGAUCCAAAGCUUGAAAGAGGGACAGCUAUUUCUUCAGGGCUCUUCAACGCAAUCCAAGAAUCAAGGCUUGCAAUCGUUGUUCUCUCGCCAAAAUAUGCUUCUUCUACCUGGUGUUUGGAUGAACUUACAGAGAUUCUCCAAUGCAUGAAAUCCAAGGGCACAAUUCUGCCAGUGUUUUAUAACGUGGAUCCCUCCAAUGUGAGAAAACAAAGUGGCAGUUUUGUGGACGCCUUCGCUGAGCAUGAGAAAAGGUUUAGGGAAGACAUCGAUAAGGUGAAGCGCUGGAGAGAUGCUUUAACAGAAGUAGCCAAUUUAUCUGGGAUAGAUUCAAAGAAUGAGUGUGAAAGAAAGCUUAUUGAAAAGAUUGUUGAAUGGGUGUGGAGUAAAAUGCAUCGCACAUUCAAAUUGUUAGAUUCCACAGAGUUAGUGGGAAUUAAGUUUACACUUGGGGACAUAGAUUGGCUAUUAGCUCCUACGGAUGAUGUUCGCUUUAUAGGGAUAUGGGGGAUGGGCGGCAUUGGCAAGACGACCAUUGCUAAGCUAGUUUAUGAGAGCAUUUCUAUUCAUUUUGAAGUUAGCUGCUUUCUUGCUAAUGUUAGAGCGGUUUCUGAACAUGGGAAUCUUGUUAAUCUACAAAGACAGCUUCUUUUCCCGAUCUUGAAGGAACAAAUUACUCAAGUUUGGGAUGAACAGUGGGGGACCUAUUUCAUUAAGAAUUGCUUAUCUAAUAAAAAGGUUCUUCUCAUUCUUGAUGAUGUGAGUGAAUCAAGCCAACUUGAAAAGUUGGCUGGUGAAAAGGAUUGGUUUGGUAAGGGGAGUAUAAUCAUAAUUACAACUAGAGAUGAACGGUUGCUAGUUAAGCAUGAUAUGCAGGUAUCAUAUCAGGUAGAGGGAUUAAGUGAUGAUGAUGCUCUUGGACUCUUUAGUCGGAAUGCCUUUAAAAAAAAUGAGCCUGACGAAGGUUUCUUGGAAUUGUCCAAGGGUUUUGUAAAUUAUGCUAGAGGCCUUCCACUAGCUCUUAAACUUUUGGGAUGCUUAAUGUAUAAGAGAGAUGAAGAUGAAUGGGAAAGUGAAUUGGAUAAGCUGCGGAAAAUUCCUAAGUCAGAAAUUAUUGAUUUGUUCAAAAUAAGUUAUGAUGGACUAGAUGAGAUGAACAAGAAUAUAUUUCUUGAUGUUGCAUGUUUACAUAAGGGGAGGGACAAGCGGCAAGUGAUUGAAAUACUAGAGAGUUGUGGCCUAUGUGGUUGUGUUGGGAUAAAUGAUCUCGUUCGGAAAUCACUCUUAACUAUAUCAAAUGGGAAUGUUGAGAUGCAUGAUUUGAUACAAGAAAUGGCAUUGGAAAUUGUUCGUCGAGAGUGUCCUAAAGAGCCUGGUAGACGAAGUCGAUUGUGCAAUUAUGAUGAUAUCUCUCAUGUAUUCAUAAAAAAUACGGCAACGGACAAAAUUAGAGGCAUUAGCUUACACACGUCGACAGUUGAAAAGACAAAUUGGAAUUGUAAAGCUUUCUCUAAGAUGAGUAACCUGGAAUUUCUUGAAUUUGAUAAUAUGAUGAUUUCUACAAGCCCCAGAUUUCUUCCUAAUUCCUUGAGAAGUAUCAAAUGGAGUUUGUAUCCUUCCAAAUUUCUCCCAUCAGGCUUUCAACCGAAGUCCCUUAUUUCACUUGAGAUGCCUGAUAGCAAACUUGUUCAGCUUUGGGAUGGAAGAAAGGACUUGCCGAACUUGAAAUACAUGAACCUCGGUUCCUCUGAAAGGUUGACCACAACCCCAGAUUUCAGUGGCAUGCCGAAUCUUGAGGUGUUGAAUUUUGAAAUUUGUGAUAAUUUGGUUGCAAUUCACCCGUCAGUUGCAGAUCUCAAAUGUCUUAAAUGGUUGUCUUUUCAUUUUUGUCGAAAAUUGAAAAAGAUUCCAGAAUUUUCAGGGCAAAUGAAAAUUUUGUCAACCAUUAAUUUACAGCAGACGUCAGUUGAGAAAUUACCUUCAUCAAUAGGAUGUCUAGUUGGCCUUAGCGGUCUGAUGUUAUCGGAUUGCAAAAAUCUCGUGGGUCUUCCGAGUGAAAUUUGUAAUUUGAAGUCUCUUAAAUACAUGUGGGUGAAAGGAUGCUCAAAAAUUGACAAACUCCCAGAGAAGUUGGGGGAGAUGGAUUGUUUACAGGUGCUUCAAUUGCACGGAACUUCUAUAAGACAGCUGCCACGUUCCGUUGUUGGUUUGAAAAAACUUUACAGUCUAUCUUUGGGUGGAUGUGAAUCAAGGUUACCAUCUAGGCUUUUGUGUUGCCUCCCCCUCUCAUAUGAAAGAAAGGCUUUUGUGUUGGCUUCGCUUGAUGGUUUAUUCUCUUUGAAAUAUUUGGAUCUGAGUAAUUGUGGUGUUUGUGAAGGGGAUCUUCCCAGUGAUAUUGGUUGCUUGUCCUCUUUAGUAGAAUUAAAGCUUAGUAGAAACAAUUUUGUUAGCCUUCCUGCAAGCAUUGGAUGUCUUUCUAAGCUUGAGUUAUUUUGGGUGAAUGGGUGCCAAAGUCUUGAACAAUUGCCAGAUAUUUCUAAGCUUAUCUCAUUGGUGGAUAUAGACAUAGCCAAUUGCACUUCCUUAAAAAUGUUACCACAUCUUUCGUCAAAUUGCUCAUUAGUACAAUUUAAUUGUGGCAAUUGCUUUGUAUUGGUUGACAAUGAAGGCUGCGAUAGUAUAAUACUGAAAAUGCUACAGCGAUACCUUCAGGUAAUCCCUAGGCCUCCAUACAAAUUCGAAAUUGUAACUCCUGGAAGGAAAAUUCCAGAGUGGUUUAGUAAUCAAAGUUUGGGAGAUUCCCUAACUGUGGAGCUACCUACCAUGUGGAUGGGAAUUGCUUUAUGUGCUGUGUUUGAAGUUCAGGCUCAUCUUUCUGAUUUUCAUUAUUUUCAAAUUAGCUGUUCCGCACAAGGAAUGCGGCCACAUGGAGUAUUUUCAAAAUAUUUUAAAAUAGGCGAUGUUGUGUCAGAUCACCUUUGGGUAAUUUAUGUAUCUCGUAAACAAUUUGAGAAGAUAUGCGGUCAGAUAAAGGUUUUCUUUACAACUUAUUAUUCUCAAGACAUAACGUGGGGAGACAAAAAAUCUUGUGUGAAGAAGUGUGGGUUUCGUUUGGUGCACGAGCAAGAUGUGGAACAACUCAACCAGAUCACGAUGAAAAAAUCCGUCAUCAAGAGCACUACUACUUGUCCUACCAAAUCAGCUGAUGCACAAGGUCAACAACGCCACGAUGACGAGGAGGCUAGUCCUAGUGGAAGUGGUAGCUCUCACCAAAAAUCUCUCUUCUGCAAUGCCUAUGCUCUUUUCGAAGAGGCAGACCAAGAUGAAUUAAAUGAUGAUGAUGAUGAUAAUGUUGUUGACGAAGGUCGGCCCAGAAAAAGAAAAAAGAUCGAUGUGUUUGGGAUUGACCUAUGAUUCGUCACUUUGAAAGCAAGAGGCAUCACAACUGCUGCAUUUCAAUUCAAUUACAUAAUAACAAGACUACUGCUGUUGAAGUCAGCCAAUUGUGUCAUGCAGUCAACCAAAAUUUGGGGUCCUGAUGCCAUGGCCGGUACUGGGCACAAUGCUAAUGUGCAACUUGAACUGAUCGAAAGUCGUUGUGUGCUAUUGCCUAGGAUGGAAUAGGCCAACAAGAAUUCUCAAUCAGGCGCGUAAACAUUUGCAUUGAAUCGAUCUAAAACCGACCAAUUGCUUUGUCGGAACUCCUCCCCUGUUUGCUUCAUUGAUCAUCUCUUUGAUAGUUUGUGCAAUCUCUUUCAAUUAUGCAGUCUUCUCUUAUUUAGCAUCUCUCAAUUUUAAAUUAUUCAACAUACUGGAAUUUUGAGAGGUUCAUUUACAUCAGAAUAUGUUGAGCAGAAUUUGGGAGAGCUAGUUCUAUUUUGAAUAAAACUACAGUAACUUUUUAUUUGGAGAUUGGUAAUUUAUGAAGGAGAAGGUGUUUAUCUAGCCAGAAUGUACACACAUUUCCACAAAAAACAGAGGAUAUAGUAUUUAUAUUAAU
Molecule: messenger RNA, 4214 nt
Organism: Prunus mume (Japanese apricot)
Lineage: Eukaryota; Viridiplantae; Streptophyta; Magnoliopsida; Rosales; Rosaceae
Source: RefSeq, a predicted model, not a curated record